AUGUUUGCCAGAAUGUCUGAUCUCCAUGUUCUCCUGUUAAUGGUUCUGGCGGGAAAGACAGCCUUCGGGUUCUCCCUGCUGUCUUUUCUUACAGACCCGGACCCAGAUUGGAUUCCUGACCAGUAUGAGUACAGCCAAGAGUAUUAUAACCAGGAAGAGAAUGCCAGCAGUACCCCUGCCUAUUCUGACAACCCUGACUGGUACUAUGAAGAGGAUGACCCAUGCCUGUCCAACCCCUGUACACAUGGUGGGGACUGCCUCAUCAGUGGGGCCACCUUCACGUGCCGCUGUCGGGACCCUUUCUCUGGAAACAGAUGUCAGAAUGUGCAAAACAAGUGCAAAAACAACCCAUGUGGCCGGGGAGACUGUCUCAUUACUCAGAGUCCUCCUUACCACCGCUGUGCCUGCAAACACCCUUACAGGGGUUCAGACUGCUCCAGAGUGGUUCCUGUGUGCAGGCCAAAUCCCUGCCAAAACGGUGGCACCUGCUCCCGGCAGAGGCGGAGGUCCAAGUUCACCUGCGCCUGUCCUGACCAGUUCAAGGGGAAGCUCUGUGAAAUAGGUCCUGAUGACUGCUACGUUGAUGACGGCUACUCUUACCGAGGGAAAGUGAGUAAGACAGUCAACCAGCACUCGUGCCUUUACUGGAACUCCCACCUCCUCUUGCAGGAGAAGUACAACGUGUUUAUGGAGGACGCUGAGGCCCAUGGGAUCGGGGAGCACAAUUUCUGCAGAAACCCAGAUGGAGACAAAAAGCCCUGGUGUUUCUUUAAAGUAAACAAUGCGAAGGUGAAGUGGGAGUACUGUGAUGUCCCUGCCUGCUCUGCCCCAGACGUUGCCAACCCAGAGGGAAGACCCAUGGAGCCCUUGACCAAGUUUCCUGAGUUUGGGUCCUGCGGGAAGACUGAGAUAGCAGAGAAGAAGGUCAAGAGGAUCUUUGGAGGCUUUAAGAGCACGGCGGGCAAGCACCCGUGGCAGGCAUCCCUGCAGACCUCACUACGACUGACCGUCUCCAUGCCUCAGGGCCAUUACUGCGGGGGGGCGCUGAUCCACCCAUGCUGGGUGCUGACUGCAGCCCACUGCACUGAGAUAAAAACCAAAUAUCUAAAAGUGGUACUUGGAGACCAGGACCUGACGAAGACGGAAUUCCAUGAGCAGAGCUUUGGGGUGCAGAAGAUUUUCAAGUACAGCCACUAUGUUGAAAUAGACGACAUUCCCUACAACGAUAUUGCCUUGCUCAAGCUAAAGCCAGUGGAUGGUCAUUGUGCCCUGGAAUCCAAAUAUGUGAAAACUGUCUGUUUGCCCGAUGGUCCCUUUCCCUCUGGGACUGAGUGCCAUAUCUCCGGCUGGGGUGUCACAGAAACAGGAGAAGGGUCCCGCCAGCUCCUGGAUGCUAAGGUCAAGCUGAUCAGCAACACGAUAUGCAACUCCCACCGACUCUAUGACCACUCGAUCGACGACAACAUGAUUUGUGCAGGAAACCUCCAGAAGCCUGGACAAGACUCCUGCCAGGGCGACUCUGGAGGCCCUCUGACCUGUGAGAAGGACGGCACCUCCUACGUCUACGGAAUCGUGAGCUGGGGCCUGGAGUGUGGGAAGAAGCCAGGGGUCUACACUCAAGUGACCAAAUUCCUAACGUGGAUCAAAACCACCAUGGAGAAGGAGGCUAGCUUCUGA
Messenger RNA from Budorcas taxicolor (takin), 1677 nucleotides. It is a transcript of the gene HABP2, whose product is annotated as hyaluronan binding protein 2. The transcript has 13 exons. Bases 1 to 1677 code for a protein of 558 amino acids. Gene Ontology annotation, biological process: proteolysis. Lineage: Eukaryota; Metazoa; Chordata; Mammalia; Artiodactyla; Bovidae. The record is from RefSeq and is a predicted model, not a curated record. Gene Ontology annotation, molecular function: calcium ion binding; serine-type endopeptidase activity.